AUGGAUGAUGAUAGCAAUCUUGAUGUUUUAAUUAUAGAAUUUUUUGAAUUAUAUGGAACUCAAUUCAAUUACACUGAUUUAGCAAUUAUUACAGCAAAUGAAGGGAAUGAAGGAUGCUAUUGUUUAAAGCCAGACUUGGACAAUGAAGAUUUACAGCAAAGAGUUGAAACUGAAAAAGAUAAAUUAGAAUGGCAGGAUGAAAAUAUUGAAUUCCAAAGAAGAGAAAGGAGGGAAAGAAUGAAAGGUGGUCUGGAAUCAUAUGCAGAUUUCAUGUAA
Molecule: messenger RNA, 276 nt
Organism: Entrophospora sp. SA101
Lineage: Eukaryota; Fungi; Glomeromycota; Glomeromycetes; Entrophosporales; Entrophosporaceae
Source: the annotation of a GenBank genome assembly